This is a messenger RNA of Kogia breviceps (pygmy sperm whale), 1690 nucleotides long. RefSeq names its product upstream transcription factor 2, c-fos interacting (gene USF2). NCBI's taxonomy places the organism in Eukaryota, Metazoa, Chordata, Mammalia, Artiodactyla, Physeteridae. The record is from RefSeq and is a predicted model, not a curated record. Gene Ontology annotation, molecular function: DNA-binding transcription factor activity, RNA polymerase II-specific; RNA polymerase II cis-regulatory region sequence-specific DNA binding; protein dimerization activity. Gene Ontology annotation, biological process: regulation of transcription by RNA polymerase II.
GCCGCCCGCCCCCUCCCCUCCCUCCCUCCCCUCCCCUCCCCUCCCCUCCCCCCUGGGCCCGGCGCCCCCCCCGCCCCCACCCCCCCCAUGGACAUGCUGGACCCGGGUCUGGAUCCUGCUGCCUCGGCUACCGCUGCUGCUGCCGCCGCCAGUCACGACAAGGGACCCGAGGCAGAGGAGGGCGUCGAGCUGCAGGAAGGCGGGGACGGCCCUGGGGCGGAGGAGCAGACGGCGGUGGCCAUCGCCAGCGUCCAGCAGGCGGCGUUCGGCGACCACAACAUCCAGUACCAAUUCCGCACAGAGAAUAAUGGAGGACAGGUGACAUACCGCGUAGUCCAGGUGACUGAUGGUCAGCUGGACGGCCAGGGCGACACAGCAGGCGCCGUCAGCGUCGUGUCUACGGCUGCCUUCGCGGGGGGGCAGCAGGCUGUGACCCAGGUGGGUGUGGAUGGGGCCACCCAGCGCCCCGGCCCCGCUGCUGCCUCUGUGCCCCCAGGUCCCGCAGCGCCCUUCCCACUGGCUGUAAUCCAAAAUCCCUUCAGCAAUGGUGGCAGCCCGGCAGCUGAGGCUGUCAGUGGGGAGGCACGAUUUGCCUAUUUCCCAGCGUCCAGUGUGGGAGAUACCACGGCUGUGUCCGUACAGACCACAGACCAGAGCUUGCAGGCUGGAGGCCAGUUCUAUGUCAUGAUGACGCCCCAGGAUGUGCUUCAGACAGGAACGCAGAGGACAAUUGCACCCCGGACACACCCCUACUCCCCGAAAAUCGACGGAACCAGGACACCACGGGAUGAGAGAAGGAGAGCUCAACAUAAUGAAGUGGAGCGGAGGCGGAGGGACAAGAUCAACAACUGGAUCGUCCAGCUUUCAAAAAUCAUUCCAGAUUGUAAUGCAGAUAAUAGCAAGACAGGAGCGAGUAAAGGAGGGAUCCUGUCGAAGGCCUGCGACUACAUCCGGGAGCUGCGCCAGACCAACCAGCGCAUGCAGGAGACCUUCAAGGAGGCCGAGCGGCUGCAGAUGGACAAUGAGCUCCUGAGGCAGCAGAUCGAGGAGCUGAAGAACGAGAACGCCGUGCUCCGCGCCCAGCUGCAGCAGCACAACCUGGAGAUGGUGGGCGAGAGCGCCCGGCAGUGACGCCCUCGCCCCGUGCGGCGGGGGCCGCCUCUGGGCCCCUGCCGUCCCUUUCCCCAGCCCUUAGCACAGAGAGGGACAGACGCCCCUCCCCCAGCUGCGUUUUUUUAUAGUAGAUUUUUAACAAAAAAAGGGGAGAAAUAAUGCAUUUCUGUGGAUAAGCACCCACUGCUCUCCUCAACUUGGAAACAAUAUCCUCCCUGCCCGUCUGUCUGUCUCCCUUCUCCCGGCCCCCACUCAGCCCUGGCACUUCUAGUGGUCUCACCUGGAGGCAAGAGGGAGGAGGACAGAGCCCCUGCCAUACCCCACUGCCUCCUUGGACUCUAGAGGUACUGAGACAGGGUGCUUAUGGGAAGGAGGGGAGCCUUUGGGGGGCCAGCCCUGGGGCCUGGACCUAAGCAGGGAGGCCAUGCCCCACCCCACCUCUUGUUUCUGGAACCCUGCUCCCCUUUGGGUGUGUGAGUGUGUUCUAAUUUUCUUUAUGGAAAAAAUGGACAAAAAAAUAGAGAGAGAGAGAGGUAUUUAACUGCAAUAAACUGGCCCCAUGUGGCCCCGCCUUGUC